Globicephala melas (long-finned pilot whale) is the source of this 1372-nucleotide messenger RNA. Its product is annotated as laminin subunit beta-1-like. Gene Ontology annotation, cellular component: laminin trimer. The record is from RefSeq and is a predicted model, not a curated record. Gene Ontology annotation, biological process: tissue development; substrate adhesion-dependent cell spreading; cell migration. NCBI's taxonomy places the organism in Eukaryota, Metazoa, Chordata, Mammalia, Artiodactyla, Delphinidae.
CCUGCCAGGUGAGCCUGUUACAAAUACCAGCUGCCCAAGGUAAGGAGUGUGAGGAACAGGGUUGGGUCACAGGCCACUAGGUCUUAGUUGGGAUGGGCCCAAGCCCUGGGGCUAUGAGUCCCUGGGGUCUUAGAGGAAUGGGAAUCUAAAUCCUGAGGGUCCUAGGUCCUGGAGUGGUCUGGACCUGGGAGUCAGUGUCUCACAUCCAGGCCCCAAAGGAGCCCCUGCCCCUGCAUCAGGGAGCUGGCUGUACACUGUGGACUGGCUCAGACUUUGCACGUGUGGUUGAUGGGGCUGGCCUCUCUCUUCUGGCACCCAUAGUGCCUUCUGCCCUGGAGUGUGACAUUGUCCUACGCUAUGAGACCCAGAGCUGUGUUUCUAUCCAGACUUUUCCACUUUGAACCUGGAACACGCUACUCCAUGACCCUAUGACUAUGGCAGACCAAGGGGGUGCAGAGACCUGGGAGGGCGGCACCAUCCUUCUGGAUUCGGUGAAAGGGUUGCCUGGACUGAGGUCUGUGGACCCUGGCGCCACGGGGCACUUGCAGGAGCUCCACAAGGCGGGCUGCGUGGAGGCAGCGAGGAUGAGCCUCUCCAGCACUAUACCUGAGGCCUGUGCCCGCCUUGCCUGCAGCAUCUCUGCCCUGUUCCAGGGGGGUGGCCUUGCAUGUGAGUGCCACCCCCAGGGUUCACUGACCACCGAGUGUGCCCUGCUGGGUGGGCAGUGCUGCUGCCACCCUAACAUUGAUGGUCGUACCUGUGACCACUGCAGGCCUGGAACAUGUGGCUUCCGGCCCACUGGCUGCCGUGAGUGCUGCUGCCACACCAAGGGUGCCACCAAUGCCAUUUGUAACCCUGUGAACGGGCAGUGCCCCUGUCGGGCAGGCCUUGCUGGUCGCUGCUGUGACCACUGCCUCUAUGGCUGGUGGGGCUUCCCAUGCUGCCAACCCUGUGCCUGCAGUGGAGCUGCUGAGUUGUGCCAUCCACUCACAGGAGUCUGCCAGGACUGCCACGGGGCCACAAUGGACCAGCACUGUGAGAGGUGCUUGGAUGGCUACUACGGAGACCCCACCCUGGGCUCAGGCCAGCAGUGCUGGCCCUGCCUCUGUCCUGGGCACCCUGGCUCAGGCAUCUAUCAUGGGACUUCCUGCCAUGUGGACAGCACCAGUGGAUGUGUCCUGUGUCUCUGUGCAUCUGGCUAUGCAGGUGAGGCAUGGUUGGCAGCGACAAACCCAUGGCCCUGCUCACUUGUUCACAAUCCCAUCAGGUCCACGAGGCAAAUCUUUGCCAGUGUCACCUGUGUGUUUGAGCUGCAGGGCGUGCUCCUCUCCUCAAGAAGUUCCCAUUCUUGAGGAAUUAUAGUAAUGGAACU